AUGAUCAUUGACGGAAGAACAUUUGUCGUCUCGGGCGGUGCUUCUGGCCUCGGCCGUGCCUGCGUUCGGGACAUCGUCAAAUCGGGCGGUAAUGCUGCCGUCCUUGACAUGAAUGAGGAAACCGGAGCUGCUCUGGUCAAGGAACUUGGAUCUUCCAUUCGCUUCUUCCAGUGCGACGUGACCGACACCGAGAGCAUUGCGUCCGUCGUGAAGUCGACGGUCGAAUGGAUCAAGGAGACUAAGAAGCCUCUCGGUGGAAUCAUCCCCGCUGCCGGAGUUGGAAGUCCGGGGUUGAUGCUUGACAAGUCCCUGAACCCUCUUUCCCUGUCGUCCAUUGACUUUGUCCUCUCCAUCAACCUCCGCGGUGUCCUCGAUCUCGUCCGCCAGUUCCUUCCUGCUCUCGCUUCUUCCCCCACCUAUGGUCCCGACGGUGAGCACGGUGUAAUCAUUAUGGUUGCCAGCUCGGCCGCCUUUGAUGGUCAAAUGGGCCAGGUUUCUUAUGCCGCCAGCAAGGGCGCUGUUGCGGCCAUGACGCUGCCCAUGGCUCGGGAUCUGUCCCGUUUCGGAAUCAGAGUCGUCACCAUUGCGCCGAGCAUGUUUGACUCGGCCAUGACGGCCAUGAUGAGCGACAAGGUGAGGACGGGGUUGAAGAAGGCGAUGGAGUUCCCAUCGCGGGCGGGUCAGCCAGAAGAGUUUGCUUCCCUGGCCAGGCAGGCGAUUGAGAAUGUCAUGUUGAACGGUGUAGUUAUCCGGCUGGACGGCGCCACGAGGAUGCCCAGCAAGCUGUAA
Neurospora tetraspora is the source of this 789-nucleotide messenger RNA. RefSeq lists its product as uncharacterized. Gene Ontology annotation, molecular function: oxidoreductase activity. The coding region runs from base 1 to 789 and encodes 262 amino acids. The transcript has 3 exons. The record is from RefSeq and is a predicted model, not a curated record. NCBI's taxonomy places the organism in Eukaryota, Fungi, Ascomycota, Sordariomycetes, Sordariales, Sordariaceae.